Molecule: messenger RNA, 1881 nt
Organism: Verticillium dahliae VdLs.17
Lineage: Eukaryota; Fungi; Ascomycota; Sordariomycetes; Glomerellales; Plectosphaerellaceae
Product: dimethylaniline monooxygenase
Exons: 4
Coding region: 1-1881 (626 amino acids)
Molecular function (GO): N,N-dimethylaniline monooxygenase activity; NADP binding; flavin adenine dinucleotide binding
Source: RefSeq, a predicted model, not a curated record
AUGCGCAUCGCAAUUAUCGGAGGAGGUCCCUCGGGCCUCGUGACACUCAAGUACCUCAAGCAGUCCCAGGAGCUCUUUCCGAACCAGCGGAUCGAGGUGAAGCUCUUCGAGGCUGCACCCAAGAUUGGCGGCAUCUUCUUCCACCACACCUACGAAAAGGCUGAGCUCGUGUCGUCCAAGUUUCUGACUAGCUUCUCGGACUUUCGCCCCCGUCGCGACGACCCCGAUUUCCUCUCAGCGGAACGCUAUGUCGAAUACCUCGAAGAGUAUGCGACCGAGUUUGACCUCUGGCCGAGCAUUCAUCUGUCAACGAAGGUCGCCUCGGUAGUUCGCGGUGAUAUUUCAGGUCACGUCAUCAAGUAUGAGACGCCCGAGGGAGAGAUCGAGUGGGAGUGUGAUGCCGUUGCCGUCUGCUCCGGCCUCCAUGACCGACCCAACAUUCCUGACCUCAAGGGCGUCGAGAAUGUGCCGGUGGUGAUGCACUCGGAGAAGUUCAAGCACAGUGAGCAGUUUGGCGUCGACAAGACCGUCAUGGUCAUUGGCGUGGGCGAGACAAGCUUCGAUAUCUGCGCCCUGGCCAUCAACGCGCCGACCAAGAGAGUCGUCCGCAUUGCCAACACUCGCCUGUUCCCCAGCAUCUGGGAGAUUCCCGAAGAAGAGAACAAGACAUUCCUCGACGGCUCCCUUCCCAUCGACGUCAGUCACCUGUCGCUCUUUGACACGAGCUACGUGCACCCUCUCGCCCGAGACUCGAUGAUCGUGUGGGACCACUACGACUCGGUAGCCGUCGGCAGCAGCUGGGUUUCCACCGGCACGGCCCUCGGGUUUGACCAGUUCGUCGGGCCCGUCGCUCCCGAACGUCUUCAUGCUUCGCGCCUCUUCUUCAACAAGGCCUGGACCAAGGUCUCGAAGCACAUUUCGCCGCCCUACCGCCCUACCGAGCCCGCCACACUGGGCGACCGCAUCCGCAACUUCAUGGUCCGCACCCCAGUCGAGGUCGCCGACCGCCUCAUCGAUGUUGCACCCUAUCCCACGCAUAUUGACGACAAUGGCGUUGCCCACUUCCGCGACAACGGUGGUGAGGACUACCAGCGCAUUAAGAAUGAGGUCAUCAAGCCUGAUGUCAUCGUCUUCGCGACCGGCUAUCUCCAGAGCUUCCCCUUUCUCGAGGCAAAGGCCAACACGGGUCGCAAGCCCUACCCCCGGGCCGACGAGGCCGACGUGCGCGAGAUUUGGAGGCGUGACGACCCGACGGUCGGUUUCAUUGGAUUCGUUCGCCCUGGCUUUGGUGCGAUUCCGCCGCUGUCGGAGCUGCAAGCCAUGCUCUGGAUUCUCAAUCUUGCCGGUCGGGUGAAGAAGCCGUUGAAGCUUGACGACCAGUGGCACUACCGCAUCAUCGCGCCACCGAGCGCCAGACUGACGUAUGGAGUUGAGCACGACAGCUAUGCUUUCCAGCUCGCCGAGGACAUGGAUGCCGUUCCGGGCAUCAAGGAUGUUGUGAGGCUAGGCCUGACCAAAGGCACCGGACCCUUCUGGAGAUUGCCCUGGAUCUGGGCGUCUGCCCCGAAUUUCACGGUCAAGUUCAGGCUGGUCGGUCCCUGGGCAUGGGAGGGUGCGACGAACGUGAUGACCGACGACAUGUGGGAAGUUGUUUCGAGAAGGAAGGGACUGUUCAACAACUUCACCCUCGGUUUGAUGCCAAUGAUGCAGCUCGGGCCGGUCCAUCUUUUCCUCUUUUUUUACGCUCUAUUCUUCAACUUCCUCGCCGUGUUUGGUUUGGCCAAGCCUGUCAAGCCUGUUAGUGAGCCGAAGAAGAGGAUCGAGGAGCUCGCGCGAAGGGAGAAGAAGCUGGAGGGCAUCAAGAUCAACGGCACACACUGA